Molecule: messenger RNA, 663 nt
Organism: Trichoderma reesei QM6a
Lineage: Eukaryota; Fungi; Ascomycota; Sordariomycetes; Hypocreales; Hypocreaceae
Exons: 4
Source: RefSeq, a predicted model, not a curated record
UCCGGGGAGAGAGUUCUCCAGGAUGGGUUCUGGGAGCACGGUCGCUUUUAUGGUUCUUGGAAGCCUGGGAAAUACCUUUUCCCCAUAGACAAGGAGGAGCUCAAUAGGUUAGAUGUCUUUCACAAGUAUUUCCUCGUUGCAAGAGACGAGAAAGUCACUUCAACUCCCCUGAGGAAAGAUGGACGGCCGAAAAUCAUGGAUCUCGGCACAGGCACGGGCAUCUGGGCGUAUAAUGUUGUGGAAGAGUAUGCCAAGGAUGCCGAAAUCAUGGCCGUGGAUCUCAAUCAAAUUCAACCAGCUCUGCACUUGGCCCCUGGCAUUGGCUAUAUCGAGCAACUGGAGAUUGACUGGAUGCCGCGAUGGGAGAAUGAGGAUCUCCCCAGACAUUCGGCUCUUCAAGAAUGGGCUCAGCUAUUCCAACGUGCCAUGCAUCGCUACCACCGCAGCGUCACGGUAUCAGGCGAGGCUACCAGACGCAGAAUGGAAGCGGCUGGCUUUACAGAUUUCUCCGAAACAACGAUCCGGUGCUACGUAAACCCGUGGUCUCCCGAUCGCCAUCAGCGGGAGUGUGCCCGUUGGUUCAACCUCGCCUUCAGCCUCGGCCUUGAGGCCAUGAGCAUGAUGCCAAUGAUUGACAAACUCGGCAUGACCAAGGACGAUAUC